AUGCUCCUAUUCUGUCCAUCAUGCAGCAACAUGCUCAUAAUCUCCCGGAUCCCAUCAUCACAUACCGCCCCGGACGAAGACACCAAUGCGAACAAGACCCGCUUCGAAUGCCGGACUUGCCCUUACCAAAUGGUGCUGGAUCGGCGAUACUACGAACGGAAGGAAAUGAGUCUCAAGACGCCCGAGGAUGUACUGGGAGGAGCGGAUAGUUGGAAGAACGUCGAUCGGGCUCAGAGUAAGCAGUAUCUCCUUCUCGAAGCCCACUUGCUACUUCUCUUGUCGAUCUCACCUACCCUCCUGCCCUCCCUUCGGUCUGCAACAGGCAAUAUCAUAUCAUAUCGGGAUGCCAUGAACCACUCGGCCGGCUUCCCAGCCGAGUCACGCCACACCACGCCACCUUUCCCUACACCCGCAGUUACUCCUUCCAAGCCAUUCCAUACUUACCGUACUUACAAUCCCAAAGCCCGCUGCAAACGCGACAUCUGCCCCAGUCAAAGCGCCUACUUCCGUCAAGUGCAAAUUCGCAGUGCCGACGAGCCGAUGACGACGUUCUACCGCUGUACCGAAUGCAACACCGAGUGGCGGGAGAACUGA
Recurvomyces mirabilis is the source of this 594-nucleotide messenger RNA. It is a transcript of the gene RPC11, whose product is annotated as RNA polymerase III C11 subunit. Gene Ontology annotation, cellular component: RNA polymerase III complex. The record is from RefSeq and is a predicted model, not a curated record. Lineage: Eukaryota; Fungi; Ascomycota; Dothideomycetes; Mycosphaerellales; Teratosphaeriaceae. Gene Ontology annotation, molecular function: nucleic acid binding; zinc ion binding. The transcript is spliced from 2 exons. Bases 1 to 594 code for a protein of 197 amino acids. Gene Ontology annotation, biological process: DNA-templated transcription; termination of RNA polymerase III transcription.